Molecule: messenger RNA, 4652 nt
Organism: Ctenopharyngodon idella (grass carp)
Lineage: Eukaryota; Metazoa; Chordata; Actinopteri; Cypriniformes; Xenocyprididae
Gene: prmt8a
Product: protein arginine N-methyltransferase 8-B
Exons: 10
Coding region: 734-1966 (410 amino acids)
Biological process (GO): peptidyl-arginine methylation
Cellular component (GO): plasma membrane
Molecular function (GO): protein-arginine N-methyltransferase activity
Source: RefSeq, a predicted model, not a curated record
GCUCCUGAAUCACAUUUGAUUCAGCCGGUCAGAGGAUGGAGGCGAGGUGAAAACAGAUCUCAUUGGCUCCCGCUGCUCCAUUUAAAGGAAUCCAACUGAUUUGUCGUUUAAGAUCCUUCAGCAUCUCAUAAGAGGAACUUUAAACGUUGGCUAUUUUCUGAAAGGAACCAUAAAUCUUCGAAGAUCCGAUUUGGAGCGUGGAGCAACGUCUUUGAGUCACUUUUAUAUACGUGAGAGAAUCUCUUCAGUGAUCGACGAACGAUUUCAGAGCAGCAGAAAUGCCUCACUGAAACAGCCUAUUAUAAUAAAGAGUGCGAUUUUCACACGAGGGAUCUCCAUAAUAUCUUUAAAGGGUUACUUAGGGACUUUAUUCCAGAUCCAAAGGAUGGAGACAUGAAUGAUUAACACUUUUGUUGACCAGCUGAUAUUCCUCAAGUCAUGGAACGAUGGGGAGCCUUUUUAUAAGUAGGCAACAUAAUAUUUUUCCCACGAUAUGGAGAGUUCGCCAUGCGCUCCUUUGGGAACCACUGCUGUAGGUAACUUUUAUACUAUGCAUUCAGGAGGGCUUUCAACAAGUUUUAGGGCUCGUUUAUCUUCUGGAACGUGAUUCGAAUUUAUUCUGUGAUUUGUUUGAGGUUAUUAAGCAAACGGCUACAGGAUUUCUAAAGACUUUGAAGAGUUUUUUUUUAUCAUACAUUUAUCGCACGAUCCGGAGCAGAUCUCUUUGGCUCUUAUGGGAAUUAAACAUUCCUCCCGCUGUUUGCUCCUCAGGAGAAAAAUGGCGGAUACGGAGAGCACUGAGCAACAGCCCCUGAGUGCCGCCCCAUCCCAGUCGGUCCAGCCUUCUCCUCUUCCCAAACCAGUGUCAUCGGUCCAUCAUGCUCAGCGGCCCACGCACCCGUCCCAUGCGCCUCACACCCCUCACUCAGCCAACUUACCCAACUGCGCCGGCAGAGGAAAGAUGGCCAAGUUCCUCAACCCCGAGGAGAUGACCUCCAGGGAUUACUAUUUUGACUCGUAUGCCCACUUCGGCAUUCAUGAGGAAAUGCUAAAGGAUGAAGUGAGGACGUUGACAUACAGGAACUCCAUGUACCAUAACAAACACAUCUUCAAGGACAAGAUCGUGCUGGACGUGGGGAGUGGUACUGGCAUCCUCUCCAUGUUUGCUGCCAAGGCCGGAGCCAAGCACGUGUAUGGGAUUGAAUGCUCAAGUAUAUCAGAAUACUCUGAGAAAAUCAUCAAGGCCAAUCAUCUGGACAGUGUUAUAACCAUCUUUAAAGGGAAAGUGGAAGAGACGGAGCUGCCGGUAGAUCAGGUGGACAUUAUCAUCUCGGAGUGGAUGGGCUACUGCCUUUUUUAUGAGUCCAUGCUGAAUACAGUCAUCUACGCCAGAGAUAAGUGGCUGAAACCAGGAGGUCUAAUGUUCCCAGACAGGGCUGCUCUAUAUGUGGUGGCCAUUGAAGACAGGCAGUACAAGGACUUUAAGAUUCACUGGUGGGAGAACGUUUAUGGUUUUGACAUGACCUGCAUCAGGAAUGUAGCUAUGAAAGAACCACUGGUGGACAUCGUGGACUCAAAGCAAGUGGUAUCCAAUGCCUGCCUGAUCAAGGAAGUGGACAUCUACACGGUGAAGCCAGAGGAACUGUCCUUCACCUCCUCCUUCUGUCUGCAGAUCCAGAGGAAUGAUUACGUCCAUGCUUUGGUCACCUACUUCAAUAUCGAAUUCACCAAGUGUCAUAAAAAGACGGGCUUCUCCACAGCACCAGAUUCCCCAUACACACACUGGAAGCAGACAGUGUUUUAUCUGGAGGAGUAUUUGACUGUGAAAAGAGGAGAGGAGAUAGUCGGCACUGUCAGCAUGAAGCCAAACGAGAAGAACGUGCGUGAUCUGGACUUUACCUUUGAGCUGGAUUUUAAAGGUCAGCUAUGUGAGGCCGCUAUCGCUCACGACUAUAAGAUGCGCUAAGUGUCCAGCAGAGGCGAGAGACGGUUCUUGACAGCACUCAGAGAAGCAGAGGCAGGAGCCGCUCCAGAUCAUAGCUACAGCGACACAGAGAGAAAGAUCAGGACAGAAGUUAUCUCUGGGAGUCUUGCCAAUGUUUUUUGGAGCGGGGUGGCACUUCUAGCAAUAGCGUCCUUGCCUUUGCCAACUAUAGCCUGCACUAGUACGCCAUCUCUCCGACUGUUCAGGGGCCAACUAUGACUACACCCCACUGCAAACAAAAGAAUGUCAUGGGCUUAUGAAUGUUAAGUGUUAGUUUAUGGUUGCUUUGCUUUUUAUAUUAGGAGUGUGAGUUCAUGUUGAAGGUGUGCUUCCCAGUCCCAGACAUUGAGAACUUUAACAUAUUGUAUUAAGAGAAUUACUCCACUUACAUGCCUGUAGUAAUAAUUCAUUUAAACUGAAUUUAACAACUUCAAUGCAGUAGGAUAAGUCAUCUUGUAGAUUUAGGAUCAGGUUUUGACAAAAAUCCAGGUCAUUCUCAGGAAACGAGGCCAUUUUUGUUAGAAGAUUUCAGGUUUUUUCUUAAAUAUCAUUCGCCAGUACCACGUUAUUUUUUAAAGUCAGCAUUUCUUUUUUGCUUUGUGCUUAGAACUUUUUUUUUCUUUCCGUAAAGCAUUAGGCCUAAUCCCUAUGAUUUUUUUCCCCACCUGGUUUGCAAAAACAACUAUUGAGCUUUACAAAGCCCAUACACAUAAAAAAACAAAACAAUAUACCAUAAAAAUAUUGAUAAAGACUGUAAGAGAAACCACAUGGUGAAACAUUUUUAUGACGUUAAAAUAUAUUGUCAAAAAGAUCAAUUUUGUUUAAAUUAAAGACUAUAGAAUAACACAAGAUGCGUCACUCGUAUUGUUUUGAAUGGGUGAAAGUGCAACGCGCAAUAUGGCGGAAUAAGUCCCGCCUUCUAAAUAAGAGCCAAUCGUCGAUUGGUAAAGUCAUCGCGUCACUGCAGCGGCCGUUAGAAGCUCCGGUUCCUAUAGAAACAGUCAGACGCGCGCCUCCGAAAUGAGGCACAAGAGACGCGCAUUUAGGUCUGCGCAUGCGCAUUAGCUUGAUCCAGCCUGAAUAAUACCGUUUUUUGUCAUGAUUCGAGCGUUUAGAAACAAAAUUUAUGAGACAGUUGUUGUCAGAUUUCAUUGGUGAUUUCAAAUAUGAAAUUUAAUCGAAAGCUUGGCAAACAACUUUGGAGAAUUUGAUGUUUCCCCAUUCAAAGAGAUAGGAGCUGCACUUGGAUGCCCGAGAGGCGCUUCAAAGAUGGCCGCCGAGUGAAAUUACUUGUCUUAUCUGCAUUUUUUAAAAUUUAAGCAUUUUAUACAUAGACAUGACAUAUUUUCAUUUCAAUAAAAGCAAAAUUUAGUUAGCAUUUGUUUUUGAUUCUUUAUAUUAUAUUAUAUUGUGAUGGACAUGCAAAUUAGAAUGAAACUGCAUGGCAACUGCAUGUUGCAAAGAAAACGAUACAUUUAUAUAAGUUUUAUUUUAAAAGUUCUGUGCAUUAAACACCAAAGUUAAUUUUUUAUAGUAUAAAAUUGUUAGGUUCUGUAUCCUAUUAAUUGUACGUAGUGCCUCAUGUGGACACCAUUUCCUGAGAACGACCCAUCCAUAACAAAAUUAAGUUUUGAGGCAUCAAUGACACUUUUAAACCUAUAAAUGUUUUUCCGCCUAUAUGGAGAACAUAGGAAAAUGAAUCAGAAGCUAAUAAUGGAAUUUACAAGCCGAAAGAGUGAUUGCAAUACAGCGAUGUGAUGAAAUUGUGAAUUUGUUUUUCUAGUAUAGCUUUAUGAGAUUGCAAUAUGUAGUGUUAGUGUUAUUUAUGAUUCUAGAUGUGUGAUAAUUACAUUUCCACUUGCAUCUGCUGAGCACAGAGUUGAAAAUAGAGAAAGAGAAAUAGCACAUAAUACAUAUCAAAACAUAGAUGCCAUGUGGAAUGUUGGCUCUGUCUGCGGUGAGAUCUUGAUGAGCUGGACUCAGAUGGCAUGCUGCUCUUCACCUGUGCUCUUAUUAGAGUCUUUGCCAAGACGAUGACUGGGAUCCGUCCCGUCCCGGUACAUUUGUGACCCCCGUGUCACAGCUGAUUGUACUGUUCAAGUCCUCACCAAAGACAUUCAAUUCACUAGCAAAGCACAUUGUCCUUUAUUAUGUGUUAAAUUUAUUGUUCAUAAUAAGUCCCCCUCUCCCCCCUCCUUUAAGUAUUCAUCUAGUUCAACUAGGGUCUGAUGGGUCUUGGUGGAAUAUUGUGCAAUAUUGGGAAUGUGAAAAGUAUAAACUGUGUAUUCUCUGUGCAGAACAAUGUUUUCCUCAUCCAAUAUUGUAUUUCCAGAACUAAUUGAGUGUUUGUUAUUGAAAUUUGAGGUUUACAUGUUAAAAAUGUUUUAAAAUGAUAAUUCUGCCAUGAUUUGAGCAUCUAUCAAGAUAAUAGUAAGUAACAUAGCUUAAAACUAAUAAAAUGAAAGCUAAGUAAAAUGUUUAGGUGUACAAAAGCAUGCCUUAUUGAAAGCGUAUUUGACUGUUUAUAAAACUUGACAUAUUGCUGUUAUGAAAGAUAAAUAUGUAAGUGAAAUAAAAAGAAAACAUUUGUUUAUGUAAGAUGUUGGAUGGUAUAGCAAAAAAAAAAAAAAAAAAAAAAAAAAACAAUAAAAGCCAUUUGUCCAUUAAA